This is a messenger RNA of Bathycoccus prasinos, 606 nucleotides long. RefSeq lists its product with no specific name. The record is from RefSeq and is a predicted model, not a curated record. Bases 1 to 606 code for a protein of 201 amino acids. NCBI's taxonomy places the organism in Eukaryota, Viridiplantae, Chlorophyta, Mamiellophyceae, Mamiellales, Bathycoccaceae. Gene Ontology annotation, molecular function: acyltransferase activity, transferring groups other than amino-acyl groups. The transcript has a single exon.
AUGGACAACAACACUCUUUUGUCACAAACAACAUCGUCCGAGUCUAUGAUGCCGUACUCUCGCGUCCCGGCUGGUUUCGUCUCCUACCGCCCGGUCUUAGUGGAAGACAUUGAUAUAAUUUCGGAGAUUGAAUCCAAUUCGUAUCCGGAGGAUGAAAAAGCUUCUUUAGAAACGUUACGGUAUAGAUGCAUAAACGCAGGAGAGAUGUUCUUAGUCGCCACGGAACAUGGAGGAAGUGAGAAUGAAAUUAUUGGAUAUAUAUGCGGGACGUGCGUGAACGAAAACGAAACGUUAACUGCGGAAACCAUGGGAAGUAAACACGAACCAGACGGAGCGAUUUUAUGUGUGCAUUCUGUUUGCGUGAAGUCUAACAAACGAAGACGAGGCGUCGGAGGGAAGCUGUUGGAAACGUAUUUAAUGUAUUUAAAAGCUCGAAAUAACGAUAGGAAACGAGACAACCAAUCAGAGUUGAAAUCUGUUCGCUUGUUGUGUAAGAAGCACAUGAUUCCGUUUUAUCAGAAUGGCGGGUUUACGCUGUUAGGCGAAAGCGAAGUAACGCACGGCAAAGACGCGUGGUUCGACUGCGAGUUUACACUUUUAGAUUAG